CUCAAUGUCGGCAGAAUGAAAGAACUGAUCAUUGACUUCAGGAAGAAGAAAAGAGGACACACUUCCAUCUACGUCAAUGAAGCAGAGGUUGAGAGAGUUGAUAGUGUCAAGUUCCUAGGAUUGACGGUUACAGUUAAAGGUUUUGCACCACUUCUUCAGUUCGCAUACACUGCCAAACUUCUUUUGAACAAAGAAAAUGUGUUGGAUGUCUGUAGAAGUGUAGAAUUUCUUGGCAUCCAUAACAUUGAAAAAACGUGUUUCAACUUUCUUCAAGCCAGACUUUUUGGAAAGGAGAGAGAUCAUGCAGGAUUUCCAAGAAAGGCAUGUUGUACAUCUCAUUGUCAAAAAACAAAUCUAAAAAUUCCUGUUGGUGACAAUGAAAAUUCAGAAGCUGAUGAUGAUGUGGAAGAAUUUCUCGAGUCCGAAAAUCCCAAGAGUCCUUGUCCUAAAUUGCGUAAAUGCAUUGAAGUUGGGAAAAUUUGUCCAAAAGUUCAAAAUGAAACCACUGAUGUCAAGUACUCGUGUUUGAAACAGACUGGAUGGGCUAGUUCAUCUCUUUGUCCUAAGUACCGAAAGUUUCAGUUAGCCUGUGGGAAAGAACGACUGACAUCCUGGGGUAAUAAUUUGUCAUUGCCAAAUUCUUCAUUGCAGCAAAUACUUUCAAAACAGCAAAUUGAAUCUUGUCAAAGCUUGACAUUCCCUUUUGAGUCAGAGGAUGAACGUGCAAAACUUAUUGAAAAGGAUAGUGACAGCACAUCAAUGGAAGGAGAGGGUGGAGUCUGUGAUGAAGAGAACUUCGAAGUGAAGAACCAAAUGAAUACAAGCUAUCCAUUAGUGCAAGAUUCUACCCCUGAAGUAACACAAGGGCCAUCAUCACAAAAUAUCUCAGGUAUUCAACAAAGUUGCGUUGGAGAGCAUUUUGACUUACCUUGUUCUCGGGCAGAGCCAUUUGUCCCUUUAAUGUUGCAGGGUGAAAAUCUCCAAAAGAACAGUGCUCCUCUUGCAAGUAUUGAAGAAACUAAGCUCGAAAUUAGUCAAGAAUGUGAUCAGCCAAGGUGUUCAGAAAGAACAAGUGGAGACUCUGAGAGAAAAUCAGUUAUUUUUAGCUCAGGUUAUUCUCAAAGACGAGAGAAUCCCAAUGUGGUCUCCAGCGGGCGAAGCACUGUGGAAAGGGAGGUGGCAGAACAUUUAGCAAAAGGAUUCUGGAGUGAACUUUGCGGUGCACAGUCUAGCUGUGAGGCUGAAUCUUUGGUUAAGGAGAAAAGUUGCUCAGGGCAGUUUGAUUUGGAGAGAUUUUCUCAGUGCCCACAGUUUUCGACAGAGCCUUGCCAAACCCUUGAAGGAAGCAAUCAAAGUUCUUUCCUACUGCACUAUACCUCGUCGUCUUCACAGCUACCUGAGUCUACCUAUAGCUCUUUGAAGUGCCCAUUUGCAUAUGAUACUGGAAAUUCUGUGUGUUCCAGCAGCUCAGGUAUUGAGGAGCUUGAAAGUGACCAGGGACAGCAACAAGACAAAUAUGACACAUUUACUACAAACUCAGGAGAUGAAUUUGGGUCUGAAUCUGAGGAUGACAGUGAGUCAUGUUCUGCCCGGGAACAAGAAUGUGAGGUAAAACUACCAUUUCCUGUUGAGAGAAUUACAAUGUUGUCUAGAAACGACUUUCAAACGAUGCUGAAACUCCAUAAACUGAAUCCAGAACAGCUGGAUUAUAUCCAUGAUAUACGUCGCCGCAGCAAAAACAGAAUUGCAGCUCAACGCUGUCGAAAGCGAAAACUUGACUGCAUUCAAAACCUGGAAUGUGAAAUACAUAAGCUGUUAUGUGAGAAGGAGAAGUUACUGCAAGAGAAGGGCCAGUUAAAAGUGUGUAUGGGUGAAACCUGGGAUAAUUUAUCUAUCCUUUGCAAGCAGGUGUGUAAAGAUGCAGCCCUGACUGCUGAACAAAUUCAAACACUAGCGAAAUAUUCCUCGCCUGAGUGCCCUCUUUCAAUACUGAACACCCAAAGAAACGUUGGCUCCAUUACUCGUACAAAUCUGAUUUCAUCAUAUCCGGGGUACUCCACUAAUCCUCAGAGUAUGGACUGUAAUAGUGAGCAAAGUCCUACUGUACAACUUCAAGAGAAAAUAACGGAUGCACCCAACAGUACACGAGAAAGUAUUCCAGCAAGCCAGUCUGGGAUAGAACAGUGCUGCCAGGCUGUAAUGACUGAUUUCUGCCAAGAAAUGAUAGAGAAGUGUACCACAGAUGAAUAAUCCUGCUCUAUUUCAAUAGGAACCAAUUCUCUUUAGCCCCUGUGCUGCAUUUGUCUUUGUGCAUCAAAUGGCCUUGAAGCUUGGAAUUCAGCUACAAGAAUUAACUGAGAAGCACAGUGGAUGUAGAUGAGCAAUGCAGAUUAUCUUCAAUCUUUUUUAUGCAUGAAAUUUAUAUCGUCUUGAACCCAUGUGUGUUUUGUAAACAAAAUGUUCUUUUUGCAUUUAUAAAUUUUAACUUGUGAAACUUAUGCAAGGCUUAAAAAUUCUUGUAGCUUCAUUCAAUGUAAUGUAAGAAAUGUAGAUAUGGCAUGAAAUAUUUUGAAAUCUUCUGCUUAAUUGCAACUAUGUCAGGAUACGAAAGGGGAAGGAGGUCAACAUGUGCAUUCAAGCAAUCCGUAAACUCCAGUUUAUCUUUAACUUCUUAUACAUUUCAUUAAACUUUUUAAACAUCCUUUCGUCAUCAGACACAGGCUAGCCUACAUCUACUUGCAUUUUCCAAUGAAUUAACACCACUUUAGACGUAAACCUUUAAAGCCCAUACAAGCCUCAAUUAUGAGGUGGUGUAGAAACUUUGAACUUUGGAGUUGUGCUUCAAUGAAGCUUUUAUUUUUAAAAAAACACUAAUUUAUAUCUCAAACAUCAGAAUAUUUUCAUCAAGCAUUAUAAAUGUACACUAUUUUCUCUAUCGUACCAUUUCAUUUGAUAAUGGUGAGCUGGUAAUUGUGCCUGCAAAGUAUAUGAAUAGUUCUUUCAGAGAACUAGCACAGUCUCAAUUGGCCAAAUAACCAACUUCUGUGCUUGUUUUUUUUCCUCAAACAACACUCAUUUAUGUGGACUUGCUAAUUAUCUAGGUACAUUCAGUCAAUCAAAAGUAUGAAGGUGAGGUCUUGUGCCAUCUGUUGUCAGCUUGGACAUGGUGAAUGAUCAACACUUCUUUCUGAAUGCGAGUUCUUUCUCAAACACUGGAUUUUUUUUUUGAAAAUUAAUAAGGUGGGAACUUUGUGCGUGCAUGACUACUUAAUGCCUAGGUAUAGUAUUGUGUUUGAUCCUCAUUCAUGUUUAAUUGUGAUAGUGGCACACCUGAGUUUGUUGUCUGGUGUUUUUGUUACUUCUGUCCUUGAGAUGGUCUGGUUGUGCCUGCAGAGUUUCAAAUUUUGGAGCAAAGUGGAGAAAAAGAGAAACUCCAACUGUGUUUGUCAGUAAAUUCUUGAAGUAUCAAAGGCCUGGAAGGUAUCAGGAUAUGGCCAAGGCGUGAACUUCUUUCUCCCUUGGCUUCUCCCUGCCCAAUCAUCUUUUUUUUUUCCUUCUUGCCCCCUCUCAUCACUUCCUAAUAGAUAUGAGAGAUUUGUUGUCAUUGGUUGUGAAGCCUCAUUAAGCUUUUGUUGUCCUGGGUUGACAAGAGCUCAUUGAGGCUUUCUUAUCUGAAGUUGAACUUGAGUUGUGUUGAUGAAUACUCAGUAUAAACAGUCUUCCUUUUUGCAUUUUUUGCCUUCCACCCUUUAUUUUUGGAUGGGGGUGGAAGGAAUCUUUUUGAUAUAUGUAAACUUCUUCUUGUGCGCAAUACUUCUUUCUUGAUUUUUUUAAACAGUUUCACAACAUUUUGACGACAAUUUGCGAGAAUUUUAUGGGUAUUGUAAAUAAAAUAGCAACUGUAAUGCUCCCUUAGUAAGACUUCAAUUACCAUCGGUUCCUAAACGAAAAUAUUAAAGUUACUAAACAACUAAAGUUUGAAAUUGAAGUAGUACAGCUUUACUAAACAUUACUUGAAAAUGGAUUAUUAGAUGUAAAAGCUGGAUUUAAUUUUGCUGCUCGAAAAUCUUAUCUCAAAAUAAUUGACUUUUGUAUCCAUGUUUUACUGUUCAGUGUAGUGAAAUUAGCCUUCGUAGAAAGCAAGCAUUUGGGAAUGCCUAUACAUUGAUUGGAAUAGAAGGAAAUAGAAGCCACUUAUUCCAGCCAACAAACUUGACUACCUCAAUACGAAACAAAUAUAUCAGGAGAGGCAAUAGUAUAUUUAAUUUGUUCCUGUAUCUGCACAUUUUUAUUCUGGGGAUAAGGAAGAUUAAACUUGUUUGCCUGCAUAAGUUGCAUAUUUAACAUGAUCAUAAAUCAUCUCCCUGUAUUGGUGAGGAAAAUGAGAAAACCAUUUAAUGGGAGAGUGGUAUAGCUAGUCAGAAGUUAUUUCAGUGGACCACCCAGCACAGCGAUGUUGUCCGGGAUGUUGGAUUCCUUUUCAUAUUAUCAGUGUUCUUGUCAUCUUUCAUCACAUUGAAGCACAAGUUUGGUUACAAAGAUUUCUUUUGAGAUUGAAUUUUUCAGAUGCUGAGAACUCUCAAUUUAAGAUUAUUCUCUGGAAUAUUGCUUUACAUUUAAAGAGAUUAGUUUAAAAAAGGAAGUCAUCGAAUGUUAGCUUGUUUUGUGAACGUGAAGAAUUUCACCUAUUGAGGCUGUUUCAUUUAAAUUGAAUUCGAUAAAUAAGCAAUUUCUGUUCCAGCUUAUUUUUGUUUCUCCAGUAGAGGGCAUCUGAGACUGAUUAUGAAGAAAAGUUCAUGCUAUUUCCUUUCAACUGAGUGAGGGGACACAAUGAAAAAAAUAAAUAUAAAUAUUAAACUCUGGCCAAAAGCUUCCUCCUAUGCUUGUAAUUCCUUUCAAUUUAUCUUGAACCUUCCUUCUUUUGCAAAGAAAAAACAAAUACACUAUGUUGCUAAUGCUAAUAAUGUUGUAAUUAACUUUAAAAUUAAUACUAAUAUUUGUAUUGCCUCAGGUAAAUUUUCAUUUUCUUCUUGUGAAAAUUUUCAUAGGUUUUGCAAAUAACUAUGAAAAGCCAACUGUUCUGUGACACAUUCUGAAGGAAUAGCAACCAUCAGUUGGAUAAAUGGAAAAAAAUAAACAUUAACAAGACUUUUUGAUACCAACUAGAUCUUGUGCAUCUUGUAACUAAUGUUUAUGUUUGCUGCAAUGUUGUCAUUUCAUACUAGUUCACAUUUACUGCUUAACUGGUUUCAUGAAAAGCUGCCUUAAAAAUCAAAAGUGGGCAACAGGUAUGCUUAUUUUGGUCGGCUCAACCUUCAACUGCAGUAUCUCAUUUUAUGUACAAUUAUGAAGAAUCACAUUGAAAUAACCUGGGAAAAUGUAAUUUACUGCAGGGAUGUGGCAACAUGAUUGAAAUCAAAAGUGUUCAACUUCUAACCUCGUUAAAUGUGCAGAAGAGCCAAAUUUACUGCCCUGAGGGUUUCAUUGGCAUAUGGUUUCUGCAGAAUCUAAUUGUUUCUGUAAGAUAUGUAAAGUGCUUAGUAAUCUUUGAUUCUCCUUCAUUUGAUUUUUGCGUGUAGUACUGACCUUGUCUGAGUGCUAAAUUUCUCUGCACCUUUUGAAAUUCCAUCUUUUCUAUAUGAGAAUGUACAUAGAAUUUCUGCAUUUCUAAUGUUCAGUUUUAUAAUGAACAAUUAUUGUGGACAGAUGUGGAAUGCUAAGAUACUACGGAUUAGAUGUUUUUUAAAAAAACAUUUGGUAUAUACUGUGCUAUUGUGAUUUAAUGCUCCUUACUAAAGUAGUAUUGCAAGGUUAGCACAGAAAUUUGCUUAACUAAUGGCUGUAUGGGCUGCAUCUGUUCUAUUUACUAUGUUUUUCAUAUUCAACCUCUAUCCUGAUUUUAAAAAAAAAGUUUCUGAAUUAAGUUCAAGUACCAGAUAUUUUACUAUGUUUUCAAGACUGUUUCUAGCAUUGUACAGUAACUAUAGACUGCCAUUUUCUGUUUUAUAUGUUGUGCAGUCUUCAAAUUAACGACAGUCCUUAUUUUGGCAUGUUGUAGCUUCGCUGAAAAUACUGGUUUAAAUCUUUACAUGUUUUGCAUAAAAUGUAAAUAUUAAAAUGUGUGGGUCAGUUGUUCA
Molecule: messenger RNA, 6137 nt
Organism: Rhincodon typus (whale shark)
Lineage: Eukaryota; Metazoa; Chordata; Chondrichthyes; Orectolobiformes; Rhincodontidae
Product: transcription regulator protein BACH1
Exons: 4
Coding region: 16-2250 (744 amino acids)
Biological process (GO): regulation of transcription by RNA polymerase II
Molecular function (GO): RNA polymerase II cis-regulatory region sequence-specific DNA binding; protein binding; DNA-binding transcription factor activity, RNA polymerase II-specific
Source: RefSeq, a predicted model, not a curated record